Molecule: messenger RNA, 707 nt
Organism: Nothoprocta perdicaria
Lineage: Eukaryota; Metazoa; Chordata; Aves; Tinamiformes; Tinamidae
Gene: BUD31
Product: BUD31 homolog
Exons: 4
Coding region: 74-508 (144 amino acids)
Biological process (GO): mRNA splicing, via spliceosome
Cellular component (GO): nucleus; spliceosomal complex
Source: RefSeq, a predicted model, not a curated record
GAGGCUCCCGCAGGCCGGGGCGCUGCCCGAGCCCGGCUCCCGCUGCCUCUUCCCACCGCCUGUUCCCGAGGCCAUGCCCAAAGUGAAGAGAAGCAGGAAGCCUCCCCCGGACGGCUGGGAGCUCAUCGAGCCCACGCUGGAUGAGCUGGAUCAGAAGAUGAGGGAAGCGGAGACUGAGCCUCACGAGGGGAAGAGGAAAGUGGAAUCCCUUUGGCCUAUCUUCCGGAUUCAUCACCAGAAGACACGUUACAUUUUUGACCUCUUCUAUAAAAGAAAAGCCAUCAGCAGAGAGCUCUACGAGUACUGCAUCAAGGAAGGAUACGCUGACAAAAACCUGAUUGCAAAGUGGAAGAAACAGGGCUACGAGAACCUCUGCUGCCUGCGGUGCAUCCAGACGCGAGACACCAACUUCGGAACCAACUGCAUCUGCAGGGUGCCAAAAAGCAAGCUGGAAGUGGGGAGAAUCAUCGAGUGCACUCACUGCGGCUGCAGAGGCUGCUCCGGGUGAGGUGCUCAGACACUGGACUCCUUUUUCAGCUCUGAGAGGUCUCGUCCCACACUAUGGACUACUUGUGCAGUUAGAACGACCUUCUGUGUGAUUGGAUCUUUCAUAUUCACCUGGAUCAUACACAUCUAUAUGCAAUGGCUGGUGUUUGGGAGUAGCUUUCUGUGUAGCCCUUUGAUUUUAAAAUAAACUUUGCCUUCCU